UUUGGAUGGUUUGGGUUAACCAUAAACCAUCCAUAAACUCACAUUCAUCACAUUGUUCGUACAUGGUUCGUACGUAGCAGUCAAACGGUUACAAUAAACGCGUUCAUUUAUCGGUAUUUUUUUGUCUUUAUUGCUAACUAAAAGAUUACCACAUUUCGCGAGUUCAUCAUAAGUGUACAAAUUGCUUCAACAGUCACUUAACAGCAUGGACAGUCGUGUAUAAACACAUGGAUACGGGUGGUCCUGCCUUGAUAAUGCCUUAUUGCUACGCACCCGGAUGCAAUCAUGUUUCUACAAGAGAAUCCUGCAGUUUUUUUAAAUUUCCUGCCGACACAAAACUAUUCGAGGAGUGGAAAGCUCUUUGCCCACUCAAUGAAAAGGAUCCUACUAAUGAAGAUCAGUUGUGCAGUUGCCAUUUCAUUAAUGGUGAGAAGGAUAAUUUGCCAACUGUAUUUGCACAUAGUAAUAAAAGCAUUGAAUUCUCUGCUUCAUCCGGAACUAAUAUUGACAAGGCAACAUCAAAUAAUAUAAUGGAUCGGCAAACUACAGCAACAGAUGAAUGGGAGUGCAGGGCUUGUCUUGAGAAAGUUGGACAUUCCACAAGCUUGGUCAAUCUGUUUGAUGCUUGGUCAUCACCAUGGGACGGAAUGGCAAGUACUGUAGCUGAAGACCUCGCUAAAAUUGGACAUAUCAAGCUAUCAUCAAGUGACAAACAUUCAAAGCUAAUAUGUAACUCUUGUUACACAAAACUUCAGAGUGCGUGUACUUUUGCUGCAGUUGUACACAAAAGUGAUACAAUUCUUAGACAGCGCUAUCCUGAAGCAGACCUAGACCCGGGUGAUACCUCUGUUUGGCCGAAACCCAUUCAACUAGACCAAAAUAUAAACGAUAGUGUUUUCGAAACUCCUAUGGAUUUAGAAAUUAAACAAGAAGUUCUGUCGGAUAACGACUAUGGUGAGAAUGGUAAUGACUGUUCAGAUAUACAAUACAAGGAGUUAGCAGAUGCAGAAAUAAAAAUAGAGCCUGAGGAAUGGACAAAACAACAACCUAUUAUGAUUAAUGGUACAUUUUCCUACCACGAGGGCAAUGAGCAUUCUUCACUACCAAAUGGAAAUGAAAUGCUUGAGGAGUUUUUAGACGCACCUUUGAAAGAGGAACCCACUUGUGAGGUAGACUCGGAGCCUGUUCCCAAUGACCUUCCUCUGGAGUGUUUGCUGUGCGCCAAGACUUUCCACAGUGUGUCUGGGCUUAAGGCUCAUGUGAUAGCUGAACAUUCCUAUAAAUCGGUAAAAAGAAAAAUUGAGGGAAAACAGUCACCGCCAAAGAAGAAGGAUAAAUACGUGUGUUCAACCUGUAGGCGAAAUUUUGUAACAUCUACAGAUUUGAUGGUUCAUGAGACAUGCCACAACAAAUCCAUAUGCUACGGCUGCAACCAGAAGUUUGACUCCUUCGAACAGCUGUCCAGACAUAGAGUGCGCUGUAAAGUUAUCACUACAAAAAACCUACCGAAGCCGAAGACUCUGGACGAUGUGAAAAGGAUAAUAGCUGAAGAACACAAAUCGACGGAUGAUGAGGAUUUGCCCACGGAACAGCUCGAGUGUCACUUGUGCACAGAGAGGUUCAGUGACUUAUACUACAUGAGGAUCCACCAGGAGAUCCACCACAGCAGCGAGCCCGCGCCGGCCGCGCCGCCGCCCGACGGCGCGCAUCACAUGGACCCCGCCACUCUCGAGAGCAUCUUCAGUGAAGAUAAAUGAAACUCAAAUACUAGCUACUCCAUUGUCAUAACUCAACUAAAUUAUUGUAUAAGUGUCGUCAUUGAUAGUUGGCGGUUUCAAUUUUGCGUAAAGGACUAGUCUAAUUUAAGCUAUUGUUGGUUGUUGAUGUAUGGUUUGUAAGACUGCGCAUAUUCCGCGCAUCGUAUUAAUUAGGGUAAACGCAGCUAUUAACGCUCCAUCGAAAAUCGGAAGGUAUUACCGAUCUAAUAAGUAAUUCGGCAUUUAUCCGUUGCCACUAGUAACGUGAGGGUAGGUAGGUUAUUUUCUAAAAGCGUUUAUUUCUUGAGUAUAGGGUAGUGUUACAUUAGUUUGAGUGGUAGUUCGAGAAAUCAUAAUAAUACGUCAAUCAAGUCGUGGGUACCGAAGAAGAAGGACAUUCUAUACUGACGCUUGCACUUUCAGGUAAGGAUUUGACUUAUCUGGCUAAGACGUUUAUGUUAACAAUUGACUAUUUUACAUUUACUUUUGUUGUUAAUUAUAUUCAGUCAUUUAUAAAUUAUAGAUUGGUUAUCACGAUUUGUUAAAAAACAUCCAUUAACAUACAUAAAACAUGAAAUUAAAUUUGGGCGGUGAUAGCUUCAUCAGUUUUAGUAGUAGCAGCUAUCAACGACCCAUAGGUCGGUAAUGACUAUAACGUCAUGUUAAGUUUUUUCUUUCUUUUACAAUAUUAUUCUUUAGAAACAUAAGUAUGUUUAUAGAUUAUUUGAGACCCAAAUAAUAGUUUUUUUCAAAAAGCUAUUAACGACAUACACAUUUGUACUUAGUUUUCUUCUUUUGACGUUGUAAAGUUUACUAAAAUAACAAUAUUUUUGGAAAACGGAUAUUGUGUAAGACAUUGUUUGUGAAGGAGUUUUACCCAUAAAAACUGAUUUUAUGUCAAAAAUUUUGAAUAUCACGUAAUAACAAAGUGUUUAGUAGCCACAACAAUAAUAAAAUAACAAUAAAAAUGUUGUUUAAUAUGGGUCGGUCAUACAUUUUACGUUAGUGCUUACAUAUUCUUUCAACGACUCAUAGAAAUCGCUAUUACAAACUAUGAGAAGGUAUGACCGAUCGUUCCUAAAUAAGUAGGUUAUAAUAUCUAUCUAUAUAAUAUAAAGCUACAACCCGACUGACAUUUUUCCAAAAAUAGCCAGAAGGCCAGAAUAGCAUUAAAAUAUACAUCACAUAUUUUUAUAGUUGCAUUUGAAGUUGAUUGUCACGCUUUACACAGUAUAUCAAAAUUUUCCAAAAUGGUCAAGCAAUCGUUGAUCACUUUGUGGAGUAAAGCUUACAAUCCUGAUUGUUUUUUGAAUAACAGAUGUUUAAUCUUUGUCAUAAGAUUAAUGAUAUGUUGAUUAUUUCUAAGAAUGAAAAAUAAUUAGUUACGUUGUUUCUAAGCUUGAAUAAUACUGUUUUGUUUAAAAUAACACAAUAUAUAAUUGUUUUGAUUUGUGA
This is a messenger RNA of Leguminivora glycinivorella, 3212 nucleotides long. Its product is annotated as zinc finger protein 667-like. The record is from RefSeq and is a predicted model, not a curated record. Bases 228 to 1757 code for a protein of 509 amino acids. Gene Ontology annotation, cellular component: nucleus. Gene Ontology annotation, biological process: regulation of transcription by RNA polymerase II. NCBI's taxonomy places the organism in Eukaryota, Metazoa, Arthropoda, Insecta, Lepidoptera, Tortricidae. Gene Ontology annotation, molecular function: zinc ion binding; RNA polymerase II transcription regulatory region sequence-specific DNA binding; DNA-binding transcription factor activity, RNA polymerase II-specific. The transcript is spliced from 10 exons.